Cornus florida is the source of this 2287-nucleotide messenger RNA. RefSeq lists its product as uncharacterized. Lineage: Eukaryota; Viridiplantae; Streptophyta; Magnoliopsida; Cornales; Cornaceae. Gene Ontology annotation, cellular component: nucleus. The coding region runs from base 697 to 2109 and encodes 470 amino acids. The transcript has 5 exons. Gene Ontology annotation, molecular function: protein binding. The record is from RefSeq and is a predicted model, not a curated record.
CAAUUGAUACCAGACACGAGAAAGAAAAUUUGUAUUCGGCUUGAAGACUUGAGAAAAACCAUGAGUGAAAGCAGAGUGAUGGUAUGAUAGAUCGAUGGCAAGAAGCAAAAAGGGAGAGUCAGCGAUCGAUUGUCAAACUUUGCGGAGUAAUUUAUUCUAUUUUUUCUUUUCUUUUUUCUAUCACCGAUCAGAUUAAGAGAGAGAUUGACACAUUGAAGCUCCUCAAACAUCCAAACGUCGUCAGAUUACAUGAGGCCAAGAAGCUCAGAUCAUGCAAACCCUAAUUUUUCAUCUUUCAAAGCAAUUCCCCCACUUAAAUCCAACAAGGAAUCGUGAGGCCAAGAAGCUCAGAUCAUGCAUUAUAUUUAGGGUAUAAGUGAUUUGUCGGAUCGGACAUCCGAUAAAGUGGAUACCGGAUAUGGAUUGACUAUGCAAGAAUCCGUCGGAUUAUCGGAUCGGAUCGCUUAAUAUGCUUAUCGGAUUCGGAUCGGAUUGACUCUGAUCCGGUCCAGAUCCGAUCCGUUGACAGGUCUACAAGUGGGAAGAGAGAGGGAUCUAUAUUUUCUACGGCUUGGAUUCAGAAAUCGAUUAACCUAAGGGAGAUAGGAUUCUAUAAACUUUCUAGGGUUUAUAUAUCAUAGUAAGAUUCAGGAAUCGACUGGUUAAUCUGUCAUUGAUAUAGAGAGAGAUUUGAUUAUGGCGGAGAUCUAUCAAGUAUUGGUGAGACUAUUAGACGGCAAGCACAGAAUCCUCAAUUUCGCGUCUCCAUCAAUAUCAGCCAACUCUAUCAAACACCGUCUCUGCGAGAUCACCACCAUCCCUACCCAAAAUCAACGGCUUCUAUCUAACGGCCGGCAACUCGAAGACCAAACCCUAAUUACCGACGAUGGCACCCGCUUGUUCCCCACGGUGCACCUCCUCCUCCGCCUCCGCGGUGGCAAGGGCGGCUUUGGCUCGCUCCUCCGUGGCGCCGCCACCAAGGCCGGACAGAAGAAGACCAACAAUUUCGAUGCUUGUCGUGAUAUGAGUGGACGGCGGCUAAGGCACGUGAACGCUGAGAAGAAGCUGGAGGAGUGGAAGGCGGAGGAGGAGGAGAGGCGGCUCGAGAAGAUCGCCGAGGAGUUUAUCAAGAAGAAGGCGAAAACGGUGAAGAAGGCUGGAGGAUCGGGGGAGGCGGAUAAAUAUGUGGAGCAGUAUAGAGAGGAAUCUGCCAAGUGUAUGGAGGAGGUAGAUAGAUCAGUGAGAGAAUCCAUUUCCGGUUUGGUGAAUUCGAAACGCAAGGCUGCCGGGGUGAAUGGAUCGGAAGGAAAACGAUUGAAGAUAUGGAUGGGAAAGAGAAAAUUGGGUGAGAAUGAUAGCGACUGUGAUGAUAUGGAUGAGGAUGACAGCUCUGAUGAUGAGGAGGAAAAUGAGAAGUCUAUCAUUAUUAAUCACAUGAAUCAUUCAUCUUCGAAUAAGGAAGCAGAAGGAAGUCCUGGCUCUGUUACUGGUGGGAAACUUGGUGGAGAAUCUUCCGAUGGGAUUUCAUCUGAGAGCGGUUCUGAGGGUGAGGGAACUGUGGUAGCAGGAGAUUUGGAAUCAAAUGGAAGUCCUUGUGGAGAUGCAGCUCACAGUGAAGGCAAUGUGGCUGCUGACCUAGAUUUAGAGGUUCAUGAAGAAAAGAUGGAUAUACCUUUCCAGGAGCGGGCAGUAGUUUCUGCAACUGAAGCAUUUCAGCCUGAAAAGCAAGAAUCUGAUGGAUCUGUGUUUGGGAAUGUGGAGGGAAGUUUUGGUCAACCAUCUAUAACUUCGAGCUCUGCAGAGGCGGCGGAUUUUUCAAGCGGAGAAACUGAUUCAGAAAUUAACUGGGAUUCGGAAUCCAAAUUAGUAGUUCUUGAGGAAACAGUGGUCACAAGCACAAAUGUGUCUGAUAUAGAGAAGCCAUUGAACUUCGAUGACUAUAGUUCUGAAACAGAAAUGGAGGUUCUUGGCAUGGAAAGAUUGAAAUCUGAGUUGCAAGCUCGGGGGCUUAAAUGUGGGGGUACUUUGCGAGAGCGAGCUGCCAGGCUUUUCCUGCUCAAGACCACGCCCGUGGAGAUGCUUCCAAAAAAGCUGCUUGCCAAGAAAUGAGGUUUUCUAGUAUGCUUCAUCUGACUUGGUUCUAUUUUGUGUCGAUUUGUACAAUUAGUGAGAUCCAUGCUGAAGUGUGUAUCGUUUGUUGUACUACUGGUUAUUAGUUGAUACUCCUGCUGUAAAGCUGCAACUCUGUGAAACAGUUUAAUGAGAUUUUCCUCAUUAUGCCUUGAAA